AUGGCAGAUUAUUUUGUCGAGGAGCACAAAUUCAAGGAAGAAGUUUUUCGUCAUAGGUUUCGUAUGUUGAAAAGGUUGUUUUUAAAAAUUGUGAGUGAUGUGCAAGAGAAUAACCCGUGGUUUCAAGAGGGCAUGGAUGAGAGAAUGAAGAAGAGUUUUACACCGUUGCAAAAAGUAACAUUAGCGAUUAAACAACUUGCAAUCGGUAACCCCCCAGACGAGAAUGACGAGUAUUUAAAUAUGGCCGAAAGGACUUCCCAGUUGCGGGGCCAAUAUAUGAGGGAGGAUCACAGGUACCCGACAAUUAUGCUCGAAGUGAUGGUCUCUCAAGAUUUGUGGAUUUGGCAUGCUUUUUGUGGACCACCAGGUUCACAAAACGACAUCAACGUGCUUCAACAAACUCCUUUAUUUCUUACUCAACGAAAUGGAACUGCACCAAAAUGCCCAUUUUACGUGAACAACCACUUGUACAAGCGUGGAUACUAUCUUACCGAUGGAAUCUACCCUACUUGGUCCGUGUUUGUGAAAUCAUUUGUGUAUCUUCACAUUUUGAAAGAAAAGAAGUUCAAGAGGCAACACGAGGUGGUAAGAAAAGACGUGGAGCGGGCUUUUGGUGUUUUAAAGGCAAAAUGGAGUGUACUUAAUUGA
Messenger RNA from Helianthus annuus (common sunflower), 648 nucleotides. RefSeq lists its product as uncharacterized. The record is from RefSeq and is a predicted model, not a curated record. NCBI's taxonomy places the organism in Eukaryota, Viridiplantae, Streptophyta, Magnoliopsida, Asterales, Asteraceae. Bases 1 to 648 code for a protein of 215 amino acids. The transcript has 2 exons.